Molecule: messenger RNA, 573 nt
Organism: Mycotypha africana
Lineage: Eukaryota; Fungi; Mucoromycota; Mucoromycetes; Mucorales; Mycotyphaceae
Product: methylmalonic aciduria and homocystinuria type D protein
Exons: 3
Coding region: 1-573 (190 amino acids)
Biological process (GO): cobalamin metabolic process
Source: RefSeq, a predicted model, not a curated record
AUGGUCGAUGCUAAAACAGUUCAGUCUGUUGACGAUAGAAAACAAGCUAUUUGCCUAGCGUCUCCCAACACUUUUGUCUUUGAAGAUUCAACAUUUGAAUACUCCGUUUUUAAACCUUCAAAACGCUUUCUGAGAGACUUUGAUACCAUAUUCCCUUCUCUAACUAGUAAACAAAGAAAGGAAUUGCUCGUUAUACCAGUAAUACAAAAAUGUCAAUAUGAUAUGGUGGGCUUAACUGCAGAAGUGAAUCAUGAAAGAGAUAUUAAGCUAGAAUUAUUUGUGAAAUGGGGAAGAGCCAUUGUGCAAAGAAUCUUGUCAAUUGGUAUGUGGGCAGAUAUAAUGGACCCAGCCUCUGGUUUUCCGAUUUUCAGUGAGGCAGGACCAAGUCCAUAUCCUGACGUUCAAGGAACACAAAUGCUGUCAAACCGAUUCUAUGUUCAAAACAUUGGAUGUUGCCAUAUUCUAUUCCAUCCUACGUGGCACAGUCAUAUAUAUCCAUCUACAUUUUUCACGAAUGCGCCUGUAGAUAUUCUUUUGAAAGUUAUCGCUGAAGUGAAUGCUAAAUUAUCGUAA